Alosa alosa (allis shad) is the source of this 2520-nucleotide messenger RNA. It is a transcript of the gene melk, whose product is annotated as maternal embryonic leucine zipper kinase. Gene Ontology annotation, molecular function: ATP binding; protein serine/threonine kinase activity; tau-protein kinase activity. Gene Ontology annotation, cellular component: cytoplasm. The record is from RefSeq and is a predicted model, not a curated record. NCBI's taxonomy places the organism in Eukaryota, Metazoa, Chordata, Actinopteri, Clupeiformes, Clupeidae. Gene Ontology annotation, biological process: protein phosphorylation; microtubule cytoskeleton organization; intracellular signal transduction. The transcript is spliced from 18 exons. The coding region runs from base 4 to 2115 and encodes 703 amino acids.
UAAAUGUUGGCGUGGCUAGAGUCUUUUAUGAAGUUAUUCUGCUUGAGAGAUGUAGAUGCCCUGUAUCCGGAAGUUGCGUCAGAAAGUGGUAAAUUCAAACUUCUGCAAGACGGGAAAGCAGGCAAAAGUUUUAGGGUUUGGAAUAUGCCUUCAGAAGACGCUGCGCAGCUGUUUAAGUACUAUGAAGUCUACGACACUAUUGGUUCAGGUGGCUUUGCCAAGGUUAAACUUGGCCGGCACAUCCUGACAGGACAGAAAGUGGCCAUUAAAAUCAUGGAGAAGAAAACCCUUGGGGAUGAUUUGCCUCGUGUGAAGACUGAAAUUGAAGCCAUGAAAAACCUGAGUCACCAACAUGUGUGUCGUCUCUACCAUGUCAUUGAGACCAACAGCAAGAUCUACAUGGUGCUGGAGUAUUGUCCUGGUGGGGAGCUUUUUGAUUACAUCAUUGCGAAAGAUCGUUUAUCAGAGGAGGAGACACGUGUGUUCUUCAGGCAGAUUGUGUCUGCACUUGCGUAUGUCCACAGCCAGGGCUACGCUCACAGAGAUCUGAAACCGGAAAACCUGCUUAUUGAUGAGGAUCACAACCUAAAGCUGAUCGAUUUUGGCUUGUGUGCCAAACCCAAGGGAGGGUUGGGAGAUGAGCUAAUGACCUGCUGUGGAAGCCCAGCCUAUGCUGCCCCUGAACUCAUCCAGGGCAAAGCAUAUAUUGGAUCUGAGGCUGACGUGUGGAGUAUGGGGGUGCUUCUGUAUGCACUGAUGUGUGGGUAUCUCCCCUUUGACGACGACAACUGCAUGGCCCUGUACCGAAAAAUCACAAGGGGUAGAUAUAACAAUCCUCCCUGGCUCUCACCUGCCAGCAUCUUACUCCUGAAUCAGAUGAUGCAGGUGGACCCCAAGCACCGUCUGACAGUCAGGCAGCUGCUGGCUCACCCGUGGGUAAUGGAAGGAUACAGCACCCCUGUGGAGUGGCACAGCAGACGACCAUUGGGUCAUGUAGAUGAUGACUGUAUCACAGAGAUGGCUGUUCACAUGAAGCGUUCCAGACAAAGCACCAUUCAGCUCGUGUCGGAGUGGAGGUAUGAUCAGACCACAGCCACAUAUCUGUUGCUGCUGGCCAAAAAGCACAGUGGUAGACCUGUACGCCUCAUGCCAGACAUAGCACCUCAAGACGUUCUCUUCUCACCUGUACAAGACACCAGGACCAUGAGGAACCUUCAUUUCAACGAGGAGGAGGAUCAGACUGAGCUGGUGGUGGUGGGCUCCUGUCCCACUGGCUGGUUUGAGAAGGACAAGCAGUGGCUCCCCCUCACCCCCAACAAAACGCACGCACCGCACCCGGGGGCCAUCAGUCACUCAGCAGAGAAAAGGCGGGAUAACAGAGAUCACUCCCCCAGAGACAAGCCACACCCCCGCAAACAGGAGCAACACCAUAGGGCCAGAGAGAAUAAGGAAAACAUGGUUGUGACCAAUAACAGUGGGGAUGUGUUUGCUCUACCUGCCCCAAGAACCCCAAUUAUCAGCAAGAAGAACCGCUCAAAGAAUGGCCCAGCCACGCCAAACACUUGCAACAGUAAUGCAGGCAGUGCCUGUACGGAGCAGUCUCGGGGGAGAGCACUGGACCUGCCGCUUUACACUACAGAACUGGAGGCCCUCGUGCUCAGCCCAGAGAGGAGGUCUCGCUCACUGGACACGGCUGGCUGCCAGAGUGACAGUGCACAGAAGCGUAAGGGAGGAAAGGUGUUUGGCAGUUUGGAGCGUGGGCUGGACAAGGUCAUCACCAUGCUCACUCCCAGCAAGAAGAGGGCACUUCGCGACGGGCCCCGUAAGAUCAAGGCCCAGUAUAAUGUGACCCUAACCAGCCAGACCAGCGCUGACCAGGUGCUCAACGAGAUCCUCGGAAUUCUUCCAGAGAAAAAUGUGGACUUCGUACAGAAAGGAUACAAACUAACGUGCAGGACCCACUCGGACUUUGGGAAAGUGACUCUGCAUUUUGAGUUGGAGGUGUGUCUGCUCCAGAAGCCUGAGGUAGUGGGCAUUCGACGGCAGCGGCUGAAGGGUGAUGCCUGGGUCUACAAACACCUGGUUGAGAGCAUUCUGUCCACCUGCAGUGUCUAACCACUAGCCGUCCCCUCUUUAUUUUAAAUGCAUUAUUCCGCUCUCAACACCCUUCUCCUAGGCUGUUGAUGCUAGACAUCUUGACUGCUAGGGCUGAUUCCAAAAAGAGAUGGAGCUAAGGGAGAUCUUAUGGAAGGAUAAUUAGAGACCCAAUUUGUUUUAUUGUAUCAUAUUUGCCUUCUUCCUCUGUUCAAAGCAUGUCUUGCAAAAAAUAUCUGUGUAAUGCACUACCUAGAGCUCUCAACCAGCCCAUGGUACCUCUGAGUUAAUUUAAACACAGAUCUUUUUUGUAGCAACAAUUUUAUUUAUAUGCACAUUUAUAUGUACUUACCACAUAGUUGUGAUUCAUCCUUGCAAAUCAUGUCAUUUCUUUGUACGUUCACUAAUUCUUUUACAUUUAUUAAU